Neolamprologus brichardi is the source of this 3642-nucleotide messenger RNA. It is a transcript of the gene npr1a, whose product is annotated as natriuretic peptide receptor 1a. Lineage: Eukaryota; Metazoa; Chordata; Actinopteri; Cichliformes; Cichlidae. Gene Ontology annotation, molecular function: peptide receptor activity; protein kinase activity; ATP binding. The record is from RefSeq and is a predicted model, not a curated record. Gene Ontology annotation, biological process: intracellular signal transduction; receptor guanylyl cyclase signaling pathway; protein phosphorylation. Gene Ontology annotation, cellular component: plasma membrane.
GUGUGCGCGCACGGCGGGAGGCUGGAUUAUCACCGGGAUGGUUUGUGAGCGCGGAGAAGCGGAAACGCGCCGGCAGCAGCGGGGCGCGAGCCUCCGGUGAGCCUCCGGUGAGACAGAGUUCCCACCGAGUGUUCACGAGGCUUCCUCCUCCGCACGAGCUGCCGCUGAAAACAGCUGGAUGUCGUUCCGCGGACACACGGAGCUGCGCUGAGCGCCGAACAGCUCGUCUGACAGGUUAUUAACGCCUCUUCAUCAUGCUGUCCUGGGCCUGUCCCUUGCUCUUCCUGGUCCUUCUUCCUGCCCAAUCAGCUGCAACCUCUCUAACUGCUGACAACAGAACGGAGGAUCUUCAGGAGGUCAUCCUGGCAGCCAUCUUGCCUCUGACUAACACUAACUAUGCAUGGGCAUGGCCUCGGGUUGCGCCCGCCAUCUACCAGGCAUUACAGCAGGUGAACUCUGACCCCUGGUUGCUACCAGGUCUGAAGCUGCGGCUAGUUCAUGGCAGCUCAGAGAGCCGCGACGGCUUUUGCUCAGACUCCAUAGCGCCGCUUGUAGCCGUCGACCUCAAGCUGUCCCACGACCCCUGGGCCUUCAUUGGACCCGGCUGCGACUACUCAUCCUCACCUGUUGCCCGCUUUACCACCCACUGGGAUGUUCCCAUGGUGACAGCUGGUGCCCGAGCAAUCGGCUUCAAUCUGUACGGUGCGGUCACCAAUACGGGCCCCACUCACAAAAAGCUGGGCGAGUUUGGUGUCAGGAUCCAGGAGAUGUUUGGCUGGCAGCGGCACGCCACGGUCAUCUUCAGUGACAACAAGGACGCCAAUGAUGAUCGGCUGUGCUACUUCGCUGUGGAGGGGCUGUAUGAGCUGCUGGGCAAACGUAACAUCACUGUCCACGACCACGCCAUCCAGGGCGACGUCAACUACAAGUCGAUGGUCCAGGAUAUCCGUGACAAUGGCCGAGUUGUGUACAUGUGCUGCUCCUGGGACAUCUUCAGGACGUUGAUGGUCCAAUUCUGGAAGGAAGGGGUGGAGCUGGAGGACUAUGUCUUCUUCUUCAUUGAUCUUUUUGCUGAGGGUCUGGACGGGAGCGCUCCCAUCAGGCCCUGGUUCAGAGGAGACCAGGAGGACUAUGCGGCUCGCAACGCUUUCAGGAGUGUGAAAGUGCUGACGUAUCUGCAGCCCCAGAAUCCCGAAUAUCUCCAGUUUGUUAAAACUCUGAAAAAAGACGCAAAGGCGAUGUUCAACUUCACCAUCAGAGACUCUAUGUACAACCUGAUUGCCGGAGGGUUCUACGACGGGGUGAUACUGUACGCUCAGGCUCUGAACGAGACCCUGAAUUUGCAAGGACCGAGACCGGGACUGGGACGAGUCCAGAGGCCCAGAGGAGAUGAGGUGACCCACAGGAUGUGGAACAGGACAAUCAAAGGCGUGAUGGGCCCUGUGGAGAUGGACGAGUUCGGGGACAGAGAGAUGGACUUCGCUGUGUGGGACAUGACCGAUGUUGAGUCUGGAGAAUUUCAGGUGGUGUGCGUGUAUAACAGCAGCAUAAAGCAGCUCAUCCUGCAAAAUGGUCUAAACUUCCAGUGGCCCAAAGGUUCUCCGCCACCAGACAUCCCCAAGUGUGGCUUCAAGAACAACAACCCAGCAUGUCUCACAAGUACAGUUGGUAUGCAUCAGAUGGUUGCAAUGGUGAUCUGCUUUGUCUUUGUCAUCAUCGUUACUGUCACCAUCUUCAUCUACAGGAAGCUGAAGCUGGAGAGCGAGCUUGCAGCUCAGCUGUGGAGAGUUUCCUGGGAUGACGUCCAGAUGAGCAACCUGGAUAAAGUCCUGAAGAGAGCGUGCAGCAGGCUCACCAUGUCUCUGAAAGGAUCCAACUAUGGUUCUCUGAUGACCAUGGAGGGAAACUUUCAGAUCUACACUAAAACCGGAUACUACAAGGGAAACUUGGCAGCUAUCAAAUACAUCAACAAGAAACGCAUCGAACUGACCCGGAAGGUUCUGUUUGAACUGAAGCAUAUGCGAGAUGUCCAAAAUGAACAACUGACCCGCUUCAUUGGCGCCUGUAUCGACCCGCCGAACAUGUGCAUCAUCACAGAGUACUGUCCAAGAGGCAGCCUUCAGGACCUGAUGGAGAGUGACAGCAUCACACUGGACUGGAUGUUCAGAUACUCACUCAUUAAUGACAUUGUCAAGGGAAUGGCAUUUCUCCACAACAGCGUCAUCAUCUCCCAUGGUAACCUUAAAUCAUCCAACUGUGUGGUGGACAGCCGCUUUGUCCUGAAAAUCACUGACUAUGGCCUGCAGAGUCUUAGGACCAGAAACUGCCCCGAGGACACACAUGCUUACUAUGCACGGAAGCUGUGGACAGCUCCAGAGCUGGUGAGGAUAGAUUGUCCUCCGAACUGUGGGACACAAAAGGGGGAUGUGUACAGUUUUGGGGUGAUCCUGCAGGAAGUGGCUCUGCUCAGAGGAGUUUUCUACCUCGACUCACACUCUCUCUCCCCUAAAGAGAUCGUGCAGGCGGUGAUUCAUGGUGGCACCCCACCCCUCCGCCCCUCCCUCUGCUUCCACAGUCACAGUGAGGAGCUUGGUGUCCUGAUGCAGCGCUGCUGGAGUGAAGAGCCGAGCGAGCGUCCCGACUUCAACACCAUCAAGAUCCUGCUCAGGAAGCAGCACAGAGGAUAUGGCUCCAACAUCCUGGACAAUCUGCUCUCCCGGAUGGAGCAAUAUGCUAAUAACCUGGAGGAGCUGGUGGAGGAACGAACGCAGGCCUAUCAUGAGGAAAAGAGGAAGGCGGAGGCCCUGCUGUACCAGAUACUCCCACAUUCUGUAGCAGAGCAGUUAAAACGAGGAGAGACAGUUCAGGCUGAAGCGUUUGACUCUGUCACCAUCUACUUCAGCGACAUCGUUGGCUUCACCACUCUGUCUGCAGAGAUCACGCCACUGCAGGUUGUGACGUUAUUAAACGACUUGUACACCUGUUUUGAUGCCAUUAUAGACAACUUUGAUGUAUACAAGGUAGAAACAAUCGGUGAUGCCUACAUGGUGGUCUCAGGACUACCUGCCAGGAACGGUAAACUUCACGGUCGAGAGGUUGCCCGCAUGUCCCUCGCCCUGCUGGAAGCUGUCAAGAGCUUCCAGAUCCGACACCGACCCAAUCAGCACCUACGGCUCCGCAUCGGCAUCCAUAGCGGUCCGGUAUGCGCUGGCGUGGUUGGGUUGAAGAUGCCGAGGUACUGUCUGUUUGGAGACACGGUCAAUACAGCGUCACGCAUGGAGUCAACUGGGGAGGCUCUGAAGAUUCACGUGUCGGAGGCGACUCGUCAGGUUCUGCAGGAGUUCAGCUGUUUCCAGCUGCAGCUCAGAGGAGAGAUUGAAGUGAAAGGGAAAGGACGCAUGAGGACAUACUGGUUGCUGGGAGAGAACGCCACUAACUAAAAGAUCAGGAGGACAUCAAGAACCCGCCUCCUCAUCUUCCUAUCUAAUUAGACAGAACAUUGUUUAAGAUGACAGAUAAAAGACUGAGUGAACUUUCACCAAAAACUGUAGAGAAAAACAAAGAUAGGCAAAUGUUUUACUGUAAGAUAAAUUAAUCACAAGGAAGAAAAUGUGUAAAUACAACAAUAAACUGUGUUUGCUA